AUGGCGGCGGCGGCAUGGCCGCCGGAUUCCCCGCUGGAGUGGCGGGCGCGCCUCCGCUCUGUGGCGCGGGAGGAGCCCCCGGGGCUGCCCGAGCCUGCGGGGGCGCGCUGUCCGUCGUCGCGCGCCAGCACGUGGGUCCAGGCCUCCUUGGACGGCACGGAGGCCACUCCGGCCAGCUCGCUGGCGGAACUCGCGGAGCUUUCGCCCCCGCCGCCCGUGCGCCCGCCGACGCGGCCGGAGCCGCCCGAGGCACCGCCCCCCACAGACGACGCGGGGCCCGCAGGAUCUGCGCGCCGAGCGGCGAUUGCCGCCCCGUGGCUGCCAGCGCCCGUUCCUACGAGGUGCGCGGCGCCCGGCCGCUGCGCGAGGCCAGAGGUCGCUGGCGGGCAGCCGCCUGGUGCAGGGGAGGCGGCGGAGGCGCUCCUCGGGGCGCGCCUGGAGGAGUCCCUCGCGCAGGCCCUGGACGCCUCGCUCGGCCCCGCGCUGGCGCGCGCGCUCGCCUCCGCGCCCCUGCUCGACGCGCUGCGGCUGGCGGCGGCCGCGGCGGGCUGCGAGGCCCUCCAGGUACGGUCUGUGAUUCGCUUUUUCUUGGCAGAACAGAUUCCAGCUUGGAGUAACUUCUUGAUUGCUGAUGUUGGUGUCUACCUUGGCGCACAUAUUGGACCUGGAGCGACCAAUGAACUGCAAUGGUUGAAGGCGAUCCCGAAGUGGUGGGACCGUCUCUUUGCCUUGUCUACUUCUGGCGCCCCGACGGAUGCACUGGCACGGCUAUAUCAGACCUCGAGCAUCACGGUCCUGAGCUACCUCGCGCAAUUCUUCUGGCUUCCUAAAGUGGCUCUGACACGAGAAAUACAUGCCCUGCAUCGUGUUCUGCGUAUGCCCCCGAGCACGUUCAGGCUUCAGGAUAUCCUAGCGAUGUCGACAUGGAUGACGUCCCCUUCGCCAACAUCCCUCAAACUGUACAAUGUUGCCACGAUGUGGCGCAUGGCCAACUACACGAUCGUAGGCUGGACGCACUUUCUUGGCUUGCUCGACGCCAUGGCGGUCCAAUACUGCCCGUUACCUGCAUUUGCGAGGGGACGAUGGUCACCCCCUUUCUGGAAAGAGCCGAUGGCUAUAGUGCAGCGCUACGCCGCCCUGAACUCGGGCCAGUCCCCGCUGCUACCGACGACGCACGUGCAGCUGGACACCGUCCGCGACCUCAACGAUCUGUCCACCAAGAUCUGCCUCGAGACGGGCCUCAUGCUGCGCCCCGCGGACUCGAUGCAUCCGUGCCUGCAGCGCCCCAUCCUGCCCGACGGCCUCGACCUCAACACCUUCGACACUGCCUUCGACGCCGUCGCCGAUGGGGUCGACAACGACUUCAUGUGA
Prorocentrum cordatum is the source of this 1371-nucleotide messenger RNA. The record is from the annotation of a GenBank genome assembly. NCBI's taxonomy places the organism in Eukaryota, Dinophyceae, Prorocentrales, Prorocentraceae.